Poeciliopsis prolifica (blackstripe livebearer) is the source of this 650-nucleotide messenger RNA. It is a transcript of the gene atp6v1g1, whose product is annotated as ATPase H+ transporting V1 subunit G1. Gene Ontology annotation, biological process: proton transmembrane transport. Lineage: Eukaryota; Metazoa; Chordata; Actinopteri; Cyprinodontiformes; Poeciliidae. Gene Ontology annotation, cellular component: vacuolar proton-transporting V-type ATPase complex. The record is from RefSeq and is a predicted model, not a curated record. Gene Ontology annotation, molecular function: proton-transporting ATPase activity, rotational mechanism.
AUGCGGAGCGUCACGUGACGCUCCGCAUUGUGACGCAGAUCAGCUGACUGCAGAGGAAGCUGCAUCCUUCUCACGACCUUCAUCGUUUCGCUGAUUUUCUGCGGUUCCGUUCCCGGUUCUGUUCCUGGUUCCGUCCCGGUUCGGCCCGGUUCCGACCCGCCAUGGCGAGUCAGUCUCAGGGGAUCCAGCAGCUGCUGCAGGCCGAGAAACGAGCGGCAGAGAAGGUGACGGAGGCCCGGAAACGGAAGAACCGGCGCCUGAAGCAGGCCAAAGAGGAGGCGCAGGCCGAGAUCGAGCAGUACCGUCUGCAGCGCGAGAAGGAGUUCAACAAGGAGGCGGCGGCCCUCGGUUCCCAUGGUAACAGCGCCGUGGAGGUGGACCGCGACACGGCGGAGAGGAUGGCUCGCAUCCAGGACAGUUACCGCGGUAACCGUGAGACGGUGCUGAACGAGCUGCUGCGGCGGAUCUGCGACAUCCAGCCGGAGUUUCACGCCAACUACGCGUGGCGGCUGCUGAGGGGGCGGGGCUUCCGCUGCCCUGAGGGGGCGGGCUUCCGCUGCCCUGAGGGGGCGGGGCUCCGCUGCCCUGAGGGGCGGGGCUUAGUGUUGCUGUUCCUGUGCUGUUUACAAAGUAUUUGUACUUCAAAAUAA